Molecule: messenger RNA, 874 nt
Organism: Ictidomys tridecemlineatus (thirteen-lined ground squirrel)
Lineage: Eukaryota; Metazoa; Chordata; Mammalia; Rodentia; Sciuridae
Gene: Il17c
Product: interleukin 17C
Biological process (GO): inflammatory response
Cellular component (GO): extracellular region
Molecular function (GO): cytokine activity
Source: RefSeq, a predicted model, not a curated record
AUGCCUGCCAUCUCCGCCGCCACCACCACUGUGCUGCUUCUCCUUGGCAUCCUGCCUCUCAUCUGGCUGCCCACCAGCGGAGCCCACCACAGCCACCCACUCUGGGGGGGCCCACACCCCCACAGGACCCCACGCUGCUACUCAGCUGAGGAACUGCCCGACGGCCAGCCCCCCCCUCACCUGCUGGCUCGAAGUGCCAGGUGGGAGCAGGCCUGGCCUGUGGCCCUGGUGUCCAGCCUGGAGGCGGAGAGCCACAGGCGGCAGCCCCAGGGGGCCCUGGCUGGGCCUCAGUGCCCCGUGCUGCGGCCUGAGGAGGUCCUGACAGCCGACACUCACCAGCGCUCCAUCUCGCCCUGGAGAUACCGCAUCGACACGGACGAGAGCCGCUAUCCGCAGAAGCUGGCCUUCGCCGAGUGCCUGUGCCGCGGCUGCGUCAGCACCAGGACGGGCCAGGAGACGGCGGCGCUCAACUCCGUGCAGCUCCACCAGAGCCUGCUGGUUCUGCGCCGCAGGCCCUGCUCCCCCCACGGGGCGGAGGCCACCUCGCCAGGGGCCUUUGCCUUCCACACAGAGUUCAUCCGCGUGCCCGUGGGCUGCACCUGCGUCCUGCCCAGGUCGGCACCGUGACACCAGCCUGCUGCCCCGGACCAGGCGCCCCUGCCAAGGGCCCGUGAUUUAUGUGUAUUUAUUGUUAUUUAUGUGCCCGGAGCAGGGCCACCUGGGAUUCCAGGGCCAGCACCACUCCGGCGGCCAUCUGAGCAGUGCCCGAGCUGGGCAUCCCCAGAGUCUGGGUGGGCUGGAAGGCUGCUGUUCCUGGUGCUGAGCGCCUGCCCGGCCGCUCCCUGGCCGCCCCCUGGCCGCAGGCUGCUCCCCU